Molecule: messenger RNA, 493 nt
Organism: Helicoverpa armigera (cotton bollworm)
Lineage: Eukaryota; Metazoa; Arthropoda; Insecta; Lepidoptera; Noctuidae
Gene: Roc2
Product: Regulator of cullins 2
Exons: 2
Coding region: 87-419 (110 amino acids)
Biological process (GO): ubiquitin-dependent protein catabolic process; protein ubiquitination
Cellular component (GO): nucleus; Cul5-RING ubiquitin ligase complex
Molecular function (GO): cullin family protein binding; zinc ion binding; ubiquitin protein ligase activity
Source: RefSeq, a predicted model, not a curated record
GGCAAACUUCAAUUUUAUUUAUAUGUCAAAAACGGCGAAGUAAAUAAAUAGUGUAUUAGAUUUAUUUCUGUUUUUAUCCCAUUACAAUGUCUGAAGAUUGUGAUGCUUUGGAACGAGGAGAUAACGAUGGGCAGAAGCCGGAUAAAAUGUUUACAUUGAAGAAAUGGAAUGCAGUCGCCAUGUGGAGCUGGGACGUCGAGUGUGAUACCUGUGCUAUUUGCCGCGUUCAAGUCAUGGACGCGUGUCUUCGGUGCCAGGGUGAGAGCAAGAAGGAUUCAUACGGCAAGCAAGACUGCGUGGUGGUGUGGGGCGAGUGCAACCACAGUUUCCACUUCUGCUGCAUGUCGCUGUGGGUGAAGCAGAACAACCGCUGUCCUCUGUGCCAGCAGGAGUGGUCCAUACAGCGCAUGGGGAAGUAACUUCCAUCUAAUCAAGAAGUGAACAACAUCUUACAUGUAAGAUUUCAAAAUAAAGCGAGCUAAUAAUCUCAAAA